Messenger RNA from Linum trigynum, 2501 nucleotides. The record is from the annotation of a GenBank genome assembly. Lineage: Eukaryota; Viridiplantae; Streptophyta; Magnoliopsida; Malpighiales; Linaceae.
CAAAAACCGUUGGAGCCAAAAGAAAGAACACAACAGCGAGCAGAGGGCAGAUCCUCUCUUUCCCUCAUUUCCAUCUUUGACAUUCUGUUUCACAUGAACAAAGCAACCCCACACCCAAAGACCAUGAACUCCUCCACCUAACCCUUUACUCUCCCACUCGCCACUUCCCGCUCGCUCGCUCGCUCCAUCUCCCACCUCCUACAAUGGGUUGCUUAAUGGGCUGCUUCGGGCUCUCUUCCAAGCGCAAGCGCAGAAAACCACCCAGCCGAAUCCUACCCAGAGAUCAAGGAUUCGGCAGUUACGAGCAGUUGGGUAAUUCUGGGGCUAUGGAUAUCGAGUCAAAUGAGGAGAUGAUGAGGAAGCAGACGAAGAGGUCGCCUUUGAAGGGAAAGAUCAGGAAGAAAGUGAGCUUCAAUUUGAAUGUCAUGGCUUAUGAGCCGAUUUCAUCCCAAGACGAUUCGUCGUUGAGCCUUUGGGUUGGAGAUGAAGAUGGAAAGACAGAGGAAAUUGGGAACAAAAGAGGGAAAACAGUUGAAGAACCACCUCCUUCUCCUGCAGAAGAAGAUCCAAUAGCAACAAAACUGGCGUCUUACCCCUCCAAUUACAGAUAUCGAAACUGUAUCGACCACUUUGACGAAGACGAAGAUGAAGAAGAAGAAGAUGACUUUUACGGCGAGAGUGAUUUGGAUUCCGAUGAGGACUACGACGAGGAGGAGGAAAAAGAGGAAGUAGAGGGCGGUCAGCUGGGCGAUAUUGAAGAGUUGAGAAGAAGAACAAUAGGAAUUCAAGACAAACAAGUCUCACAGCCAUUCAACUCUUUGCAAGUGAGUCCAAAUUCAGGGAAAUGGCCGGAGAAGAACGACCAGAAUGCUAGGGAGAGGAGUCAGUACAUACAUUCAGUGUUGAACCCAGUUGAGAAUCUGGCUCAGUGGAAAGAAAUCAAGGCUAAAGGGAAGCAGCAACAGCAGCAGAAAAAGGAGAACACUGAGUCAAUGCUUCUUCCAGUUCAAGGAGUUGCCGUGGCUUCCAGCUUGUCAAACUGGUUAGCCUCUCCUUUAGUAAAUUGCCAACCUAAAACCGAGGUUGACAGAACCCGUGCUCGGUCAUGGAGAAGCAGAGAGGAAACAUUAGGCAUUACUGAUAUCACCAACUUAAGUACCUGAACAGGAGAAACUCCAUGGAAUGUUAUCUGAUGGAGUCAGCAUGAAGCUUAGUGUGAAUUAAGGCCUUUGGUCGAUACAGUUGUUGGUUUGUUAUGAUGAUGUUGAUUGGUGGCUCUGUUGCGAGAUUCUUUGAUUCAUUUGGCUUUUGUGAAUUGUGAUUGUUGUCUUGUAGAAUCAUUCUUUUGUAAGUUAUUGGAAGCCUGUCGUGUGGUGUUUUUCAUCUUCUGUUUCUGCAUCUGGUGCUCUCCUUCAUUUCGUUCUCAGAACCAUCAUUCUGAACUGAAUUAUUGUUGCUUGUGGAGAACCUAAUUCAAAGUAAAAGAGAGUUACUGUGGAUGGCAACAGUUUCCAAAUAUUCUCAUUCGGUCAUGACAAGGUAUGAUUUUUCACAGCAUCACUCUGCAAGCAAGAUUCUCGAACAUGUGGUUCCGGAAGGAAUCGCAUAAACUUGGAAUUAACUACUACGAAAGGAACUCAGUUAAACAGACAAGAGGAACGCUUUGGAAGUAAUUCUCGAGUGAUCUAUAGAUGUUGAUACACAAUAUGCACAAAUUCUGGCAAGUAUGCCAGCAAAGUUCACUUUCAGUUUCUAUUGCUACCCUUCUUUCUAUAUGACAGAUCAGAGUUGAUGCAUGACUUUCUGCCUCCGCUCAAGUAAUAAGAUCCAUGCAAAUGGCAGCUGCCUGGAAAAAUCUCUUGAAUACUUUCAUCACAGUUCUGGUAUGCCGCUCUAUUAUUAUUGUCAGGAUGAGAACCAUAAACUGCUUGAUUGAAUCAUGGUUGACUUGUAUGACAAGAAUUUGGACCUUUGAUUCCACCAGAGGACUGUCAAAAUUGUAGCCGCACAGGAGAGUGUGGUUUUGUGAUGUUCUCUAGUAGUCAAUAGUCAUCUAGAGAUUGCUGAGUACUGCGUUACUUGGUGGUGGUGGUGGUGGUGAGAUGAUAUCUACAUUAUGGUACACAUACAAGCAUCUGAAUCCUCGUCAUCUGAGUCAGCAUCACUGGAGUCAUAAACAUUUAAACAAAAGGAGAUUUAGGAGCAUGAUAGUGAACUAAGAUCAAAACUGGAGAACGGCAAUUCAAACUACAAUCAAUAGUGUAAAAGUAAUAAAGAAGAUGAUGAGUUUUGAACUCUGAAGGCAUCAAUGAACUCUUACUAGUACCAUACACCCUAACAGAUUCAGUUUUUGUUCAAAUCACCCAUGCGCUUAUUUCAAGUUUAUAGUACUGCAACAAAAGGACAGGGCUCACUCACUAAAGGGAGUUGCUUGAGAAAUGUGGUGAAAAGAGAAGCAGGAGUACGUUGAGACACAAGGAGAAUAAAGCAAGCAAGUUAAG